AUACAAAAACACUACUUCGUGUUAAUCCACUCACACACACGCGCUCUGUAGGAAAACUUGUCCCUUUCUCUCUCUAGAAAUCCCUUUAUCAAUGGCAUCCCCACGGGAGGAGAGCGUGUACAUGGCCAAGCUGGCCGAGCAGGCCGAGCGUUACGAAGAGAUGGUGGAGUUCAUGGAGAAAGUCGUCGCGGCGUCAGAAGGCGGCGAGGAAUUGACGGUUGAGGAGCGUAACCUCCUCUCCGUGGCCUACAAGAACGUUAUUGGCGCUCGCCGAGCUUCAUGGAGGAUCAUAUCGUCGAUCGAGCAGAAGGAGGAGAGCCGGGGCAACGAGAGCCACGUUUCAGCCAUCAAGGGUUACAGAUCUAAGAUCGAGUCAGAGCUCUCAAACAUCUGCGAUGGGAUUUUGAAACUUCUCGACUCAAAACUCAUCGGAUCCGCCUCCAGUGGUGACUCCAAGGUCUUCUACUUGAAGAUGAAGGGUGAUUAUCACCGCUACUUGGCAGAGUUUAAGACUGGUGCCGAGCGGAAAGAGGCCGCCGAAAACACUCUCUCGGCUUACAAAUCGGCUCAGGACAUUGCGAUUGCUGAGCUUGCCCCAACACAUCCAAUCCGGCUUGGACUAGCGCUCAAUUUCUCAGUCUUUUACUAUGAGAUUUUGAAUUCUCCUGAUCGUGCUUGUAAUCUUGCCAAACAGGCUUUUGACGAGGCAAUUGCGGAAUUGGACACUCUUGGAGAGGAGUCUUACAAGGAUAGCACUCUGAUCAUGCAACUUCUCCGUGAUAACCUCACUUUGUGGACUUCCGAUAUGCAGGAUGAUGGUUCUGAGGAGAUCAAGGAAGCACCAAAGCCGGAUAAUGAGUAGUUAAGUUUGUGUUUUUAGCAUUUGGGUGUUUUUCUAUUUAUUGUUAGUGUUGCUUUUUAUUUUUUGAAUUAAAACUGCUGCUUGUAGCCAGUAUUCUGCUUUCUUGUCUACUUGUUUGCUGAAUUUCCAACUUUAGAAGCUAAUUUUCACCAAUUUGUUAGUCUCUCUUUUUCA
Olea europaea var. sylvestris is the source of this 1036-nucleotide messenger RNA. Its product is annotated as 14-3-3-like protein 16R. The coding region runs from base 92 to 862 and encodes 256 amino acids. Gene Ontology annotation, biological process: signal transduction. The record is from RefSeq and is a predicted model, not a curated record. The transcript is spliced from 4 exons. NCBI's taxonomy places the organism in Eukaryota, Viridiplantae, Streptophyta, Magnoliopsida, Lamiales, Oleaceae. Gene Ontology annotation, cellular component: cytoplasm.